Messenger RNA from Triticum dicoccoides, 944 nucleotides. RefSeq names its product anther-specific protein SF18-like. NCBI's taxonomy places the organism in Eukaryota, Viridiplantae, Streptophyta, Magnoliopsida, Poales, Poaceae. The transcript has a single exon. Bases 173 to 667 code for a protein of 164 amino acids. The record is from RefSeq and is a predicted model, not a curated record.
CCCAAGACCAUUCCUCCCCUCUCCUCUUCUUCCCCCUCACGUCUCCAUCACUUUCUUCCACUUCUCCCGCAUUUACACACCACCGCACCAGCUAGCUAGCCACACUCCCACUGCCAUCUCUCUCACAGGCUCACACGCUCAGCACCGCACUGCACUCCCGUCGCUCUCGGCCAUGGCGUCCUACAGGCUGCUCGUGAUCCUGGUCUUCUCCGCGCUCCUCCUCGACGUCGCAGUCGCCGACACCUACCCGGCCGACUGCCCCUACCCGUGCCUCCUGCCGCCGCCCACGCCCCCGGCCUCCAGCGCCGACUGCCCGCCGCCACCCUCCUCGCCGUCCGGCUCCGGCUCCGGCUACGCGUACCCACCUCCGUCGUCCUCCGGGAACUCCCCGCCGACGCCGUCGUCCUGGAGCUACCCGCCGCCCUCUGGGGGCUACAUUCCCGGCUUCUACCAGCCUCCCGCCGGCGGGGGAGGUGGUGGUGGCGGAGGCGGAGGAGGGGGUGGCAACUUCGGGCCUGCGCCACCGCCGCCCAACCCCAUCCUGCCGUGGUACCCCUGGUACUACCGGUCCCCGCCGUCCUCGUCCGCGACCAGGGGCAGCGCCUCGGCGGUCGCGCUCUGCUUGGUGGCCGCCGUAACUGCCACUGCUGCCCUCGUCGGUUACUAGUAUGAUCACCCAUCAGUUACUAGCUAAGCUAGCUAGCACUCCAACAUUUUUCCUUCCCGUUCGUAGUCUAUUCUUGAUAUAUACUCCAUAUGUAUAAUGGGGCACCAUUAAUAUUUAUGUGUAUGAUCACCCAUCGUACUCAUCAACUCAUGUGUAUUGGUUCAUUGCUCAGCUGGCUUUUGGGUAGUGAGUGGAGCGACUAUAUAUUGCUGGCUAUAGUUUCUUGGGAGCAUAAUAUAUGUGGCUAGUGAUCGCAAGAAUCUUGUGCCUUUCCUCA